Cynocephalus volans (Philippine flying lemur) is the source of this 615-nucleotide messenger RNA. RefSeq names its product goosecoid homeobox 2 (gene GSC2). Gene Ontology annotation, cellular component: nucleus. The coding region runs from base 1 to 615 and encodes 204 amino acids. NCBI's taxonomy places the organism in Eukaryota, Metazoa, Chordata, Mammalia, Dermoptera, Cynocephalidae. Gene Ontology annotation, biological process: regulation of transcription by RNA polymerase II. The transcript has 3 exons. The record is from RefSeq and is a predicted model, not a curated record. Gene Ontology annotation, molecular function: DNA-binding transcription factor activity, RNA polymerase II-specific; RNA polymerase II cis-regulatory region sequence-specific DNA binding.
AUGGCGGCGGCCGGGGGCGCGGCGAGCCGCAGGGGCCCCGGACGGCCCUGCCCCUUCUCCAUCGAGCACAUCCUCUCCAGCCUGCCCGAGCGGAGCCCCCCGGCCCGAGGCGCCCGCCUGCCGCAGCCCGCCGGCCGCCAGAGCCCCGCGGAGCCGGGGGAGCCCGGCGCACCCGAGGCUGCGCCCUGCGCCUGCUGCUGCUGCUGCGGCCCCCGCGCCGCGCUCCGCGGGCCCCCGGAGGCGGCCGCCGGGCUGGGCGCGCGGCUGCCGUGGCCGCUGAGGCUGGGGCCCGCGGCGCACGCGGCUUUGGCCGCGCCGGCCGGAGGCUCCGCGGCGCUGCCCGGCGCGGUCGGCCCGGGCCCGCAGCGGCGCACGCGGCGCCACCGCACCAUCUUCAGCGAGGAGCAGCUGCAGGCGCUCGAGGCGCUCUUCGUGCAGAACCAGUACCCCGACGUGGGCACGCGCGAGCGCCUGGCCGGCCGCAUCCGCCUGCGCGAGGAGCGUGUGGAGGUCUGGUUCAAGAACCGCCGUGCCAAGUGGCGACACCAGAAGCGUGAGUCAGCGUCCGCACGGCUCCUACCCGGAGCCAAGAAGCCCCCCAAGGAGAGCUGCUGA